ACUCCAGAAGAAGCGACGCUGGAAACAUGAGGUACAUCAGCACUCGAGGAGAAGCCAGGAGCGUUGACUUUGAAGGAGCCCUCUUUUCUGGCUAUGCGCCGGAUGGUGGCCUUUUCAUGCCCCAGGAAAUCCCUACCCUGGACUAUAACACCCUGCGCACAUGGAGUGCCUUCUCCUAUCCAGAGCUGGUGAAAGAGCUGAGUUCACUCUUCAUCUCGUCUGAACUAAUCCCACGGAAAGAGCUGAAUGAUCUGAUUGACCGCGCCUUCCGGAGGUUCAGACACAAAAAUGUUGUGCAUCUGGCCAGGCUGAAGAAUGGGUUGAAUGUUUUGGAGCUCUGGCAUGGUGUAACUUAUGCCUUUAAGGACUUGUCCUUGUCCUGCACAGGACAGUUUUUACAGUAUUUCCUGAAGAAAAGGAAGAAGCACAUCACUAUUCUAGUUGGAACUUCGGGAGACACCGGUAGCUCGGCAAUUGAAAGUGUGCGAGGGGAAAACAACAUGGAUAUCUUUGUUCUAUUACCCAAAGAUCUCUGCAGCCAGAUCCAAGAACUGCAGAUGACAACGGUGAUCGAAGAGAACGUCCACGUGUUUACUGCUCAUGGAAAUUGCGAUGAAAUUGACGAGCUGAUCAAAGAAUUGUUCGCUGAUGCAGAUCUCUCUAGAAAACACAAUCUGAUGAGCUUGAACUCAAUGAACUGGUCUAGGAUUAUGGUGCAGAUCGCUCACUACUUCCAUGCUUACUUUCAGUGCACUCCAUUCAUGGACAUGACUCCACUGCCAACUGUGGAAAUCGUUGUGCCAACAGGGGGUGGAGGAAAUAUCACAGCUGGAUAUAUUGCACAGAAAAUGGGACUUCCAAUCCAACUCGUCGCCGUGGUAAAUAAUAACGAUAUUAUGCACAGGGCAAUUCAGCAUGGAGAUUUCUCAUUCUCGGGGAGCGUUAAGCCAACUUUAGCUUCUGCAAUGGAUAUUCAGGAACCUUACAAUAUGGAGAGAAUCUUGUGGCUGCUUUCGGACUGUGAUGGCAGCUUGAUUAAAACUCUGAUGGAACAGUUUUACACAUCGAAAAACCUUACACUCCCAGAAGAAUUGCACAGAAAGCUUUCUGAAGUGCUGAGCUCAUGUUCCGCAUCUGAUGAAGACAUUGUUCAAGCAAUGAGACGCUGUUGGGAAGAAAAUCGCUACCUGUUAUGUCCCCACUCAGCUGUGGCUGUUCACUACCAUUAUAAGCAGUUGGACUGCCAUCUCAGCAACAGACCCAGGUGCUGCUUAGCAUCUGCCUCGGCAGCAAAGUUCCCGGAUGCCGUGCUCAGAGCAAAGCUUGUUCCUGAAGUUCCACCUGAGAUCCAAGCUUUAAACGCGAUGGAGACCAGGUCCACAACACUGAGGAGAGAAGACGACUGCAAGAACCCUAAGAGACAGAAUAGAAGCCAUCGCCAAGCGCAGACACACAUAGGUGGAGUUCAUCUGAUCCUGAAUAGUGCCAUACCUGGGCAGUUCCAUAUAAAAGACAAGGCUGACUUAAUGAUGCUUAAGCUUUCUGAUGAUUUCCCUUCCUAGGAAAGUCCUAAUGAACUCAAUUGAGGAUUAUAAUGUUUCCACAUAGCAUGUAACCAAAGCGAUAGAAUUCUGUAACAGGAAUAUAAUUCCCAAUCGAAUUCCAUAGAAUGUUUUUAAAAAAUUUUAGAAAGGCUCUGCCUGCCAAAUUCUAUAGGGUUUUUAGAGUAACGUUGAUAGAAUCCUGUUUAAAGUCUCUGGACCCAUAUAGCUUUUAUCCCUGUUAACCCUUAUGGAAAAGUUCUUUCACAUUUAUCUUCCAAGUGCCUUACAAACAGGAAUUAUUAUCUGACUAAGGCUUUACACAAUUAUUACAAUCCCAUAUCUUUCCUUCCCUAGGAAAAAAUCCCUAAAGGAAUUUAAUAUAAAUUGCUGUAAUGAUUUUUUUUCCUGAACAGUUAUGUUGUAAUUUGAUUAAGUAAUAAAAAUGAACUGCUGUCCAAAGUACACAAAAUAA
Messenger RNA from Terrapene triunguis (Three-toed box turtle), 2016 nucleotides. It is a transcript of the gene THNSL2, whose product is annotated as threonine synthase like 2. Gene Ontology annotation, biological process: dephosphorylation; 2-oxobutyrate biosynthetic process. NCBI's taxonomy places the organism in Eukaryota, Metazoa, Chordata, Testudines, Emydidae. Gene Ontology annotation, molecular function: pyridoxal phosphate binding. The record is from RefSeq and is a predicted model, not a curated record.